Molecule: messenger RNA, 4075 nt
Organism: Antechinus flavipes (yellow-footed antechinus)
Lineage: Eukaryota; Metazoa; Chordata; Mammalia; Dasyuromorphia; Dasyuridae
Product: forkhead-associated domain-containing protein 1-like
Exons: 22
Coding region: 277-2979 (900 amino acids)
Source: RefSeq, a predicted model, not a curated record
GAAAUGAGAGGGGAGUAAAACUCAGUGACCCCAGAGUAGUGAGAUGGGAAGAGACCUGGGUUUGGAAUCAAGAGCUGAUCUCUGGCACUUUCUCCCUGUGUGACAUUGGGCAAAUCAGUUUCAUUCUCUGGGUCUUAGUUUCUCCAUAUAGAAAAUGGAUUUCAGGCUACCUCAUCCAUGUAUAUUCACCCCUGACUCCAAGAAGCCGCGUAUUAGAAAAUCCUUUCAUCAUUUCAGGCUGAAGAGAAGCUGCAGGAUGAUUCCAAGAAGAAAUUAAUGCAGCUUCGAGAGAUGGGGUGCAGAGAGCGCCUUAUUAAAGACAAUUUGGACAAAGCAGUGUGUCAGCUGGAACAUUUCCGAAGUCAAAUCAUCGAAGCCAUUUAUGGCCGAGGGAAACUUCCCCAGUCCAGGAUCGUCACCAAUCAGCAGCUGGUAGAAACCAUCUCCCAUGUCAUCGAGGACAACUUCAAAUUGCAGAAGAAAAAUAUCACCACGAAUAAGAGCAGCUGGUCCAAUGACAUCAGUAAGGAGGAGCUCUUGGUCCAACUGGGAAAGCUGAAGGCCUUCUUGGAGGACUGCCAGAUUUGCUUGAGAUUGUCUUGCUGUAGCAAUGACUUGAGAAAGCAGCUCAUUCACCUUCAGAAGUUCUCCGUGGAUGCCUCUGUGAUGUGGCUGCACAAAGUGAUUGUGGAGAUCCUGCAGGUGGUGGUGCUCUGGGUGGAGAAGUUUGAGCAUCUCCUGAAGGAUGUGGGCAUUGAGCUGUCUCACUCCGACAAAGGAUUGUCCACAUAUUUGACUAAGUUUCUGGAAAAUCAUAAGAAAAUUGCAAAGAAGAACCAGGAACUCCAGGCGGAUGUCAAAAAACUACAGGAGACUCACCAUUCCCUGCUGCACAAGAUGAAACAACAAGGCUCGGAGCAUGAGAGACAGAUAAAGGAACAGAUCAAGCAGUUGCAGGAAAAGCUGGAAGAGGAAAACCGGGUUUGGAAGAACCAUAUGAUCGAAGAAAAGAAUCAAGCUAAGACUGCUAUGGAAGAAGAGAAGAAAAAAGUCCAAGAUCUUGAGAAUCACUUAAAAAAGCUGAAAAAGGAAGUGGAAUCUAAAUCCAAAGAAGGGGGAGUUUUAAGCUCUCACUUAAAUGAAGCACUGACUAUGGUAGAAGAGAGCCAACGGACAAAGUCCGAAGACCAGAAAGAAAAAGAAUCCCUCGCUCUGAGUUUGAGCAAAGCUUUGGCAGAACUCAGUGAAGCCAGAAAGAAACAAAUCCUUCUGGGGGAACAACUUUUGGAGCAGCAGGAAGCCUUCAAAAUAAUGGAGGGAGAGAAAGACCUGCAGAAAAAAGACCUGGAGGUGGAGAUUAUCCAAUACAAGGAGCAAGUUAAGCAGCAUUCGCAGACCAUCGUAAUGCUAGAGGAGAGGCUACAGAAGGUGAACCAGCAGAACAAGGACAUCGAAGAGAAGAUUGUGACCCUCAAGGAAAAUAUACCAGCUCAAAAGAAAAUACAUAAAGAUGUAUUACUAAAGACUCUUGCUGCUGGAAAGUCAUAUGACCAUCUAAUGGAAGAAUUCUUGGUUGCCCAAAAACAGCUUAUCUCUCAGCACGAGCUCAUCGUUGCCCUGAAAACAGAACUUUCCAAAUUCCACACCAAGAUGUCUACAACAAAAGCUGAUUUUGAUGAGCAGCUAAAAACAGAAUUGAAGCAGAAUCUCUUCCUGAUUCAGCAACGGGAGCAGGAGUUGAGUGAGCUGAAGGAGAAGUUGAUUCAGAUGUCUAACCUGCUGGAGAAAAAGAACAAAGAGAUUGAAAACUUAAAGGCUUCUCUAAGAAACUCCGCCCCUGUAGAAACUAAAAGCUGCUGCAUUAUGUGUGAUGUGGGGAUACAAGUGGACAAUAAUGAAAAAGAAAUGUAUAUCUUGAAUCAAGAGGUUUCAUCCUUCAUUGAACUAGGGACUAAAUGCAAAGGGCUCCGACAUGAGGAAACCAUUCUGCGCCAGAAAAAGGGCCUGUGUGAACUACGGGAGCGAAUCAAGGAACUGGAAAAGAUCCCAGACUCAAGUGCCAGAGAUGCUGGGAUGGAUCCAGUUCCAGAACCUAAGAAACCCAAACUGGGAAAAAAUGCCAGAAUGGGGGAGAAGGACCCAAAUUUAUCGUGUCUGCCAAACAUCGAUCUCAAAGUGGGAAGCAAACCAAUUCACAUUUUGCCCCCAAGUCAGUUUUCCAGCUCAGCUGCAGAGAAGUCAGCAAGGCUGAAUUUGACUGAAACCCUAGACCUCAGUGAGAAACUGUAUAUGGACAUGAGUAAAACCCUCAGCAGCCUAAUGAACAUCAAGGAUAUGUCAGGACACAUAUCUAUGAAAUACGUGUCCCAGAAGGAGCGGGAUAGGAUCUACCAGCUUCGUCAGAGAGACCUAGACCUGGUGUUUGAAAAGAUCAGCCAACUCAAGAAUCGGCUGGAUCGCAAGGAGGAGCUUUUGAAAGAAUAUGAGAAAAAUAAUGAGGUGCUCAGGCAGAAUAAAGUGCCCGUGCAGGAGUACCAGGAACAGGUGAGUAAACUAGAAGAUGAAAUCUACAAGGAGACAGAAGAGAAAGCUCUGCUAAAAGAAGCCCUGGAGAGGGCUGAGCACCAGCUCAGCCUGGAGAAGAGGAUGAACCGCUCCAUCAAGCAGCAAAAGGAACGGUUAGAGGAGCAGGAGCAGAAGAGCUUAAAGGAAAUGCCCCCUUUCACCUGCACAACGAAAGAGAGGCAUGAACGGAAGCCAGUAUACGCUGAAAUGUUGAAGAGCAAAGUUACUGAACCACCUUCUAUGAAGCCAGUAUACGUUGAAAUGUUGAAGAGCAAAGUUACUGACUCAACUUCUACGCUGAGGGCCAAAAAGAUCACCUCCAAGACAGACCAGGAGAAAGAACUACCAAACAAAGAACCACCACAUAGAGCCUUCCUGGAAAUCCUCUUCUCUAAAACAAACUAUAGUGAUUAAUAAAAUUGUGCCCCACUACACUUUUCAAAUCACAAGCCCCUUGGAGCCUUCUCUGGACAGAUGUGGAAUGCUGCUCCUAGAUCUCUGAAUCUCACCUAGAAUUGGCUUCUCCUCCCUCCCCUAGGACUUGCAUUUUGCACAAGACCAAAUUUCAGAAUGUGUGGGGGAAAAGACACGGGUGUGUGUGUGUGUGUGUGUGUGUGUGUGUGUGUGUGUGUGUAUGUGUGUGUGUUUAAUACCUUCAGAUGAAUGUGUGACAUCCCCCAAAUCAAAAUCAUUAAUGCAGAAUCCAGGGUCUUGAGUAGAAAGAUGAUGCAAUGCAUUGUUUGGAUUACGGCCAAGUGGAGGCUCCCCCUAGCCCUCUACCCCUCUUCUCCAGUAAAUCCUUUAGUGGACCACAGGGCAAAAAGUCCUGUGGUUCUGGCAACUCUUGUUCUGAGCUGCCUCCAUAUGAUAGGAUGGGACUUUGGGCUGCCAAGGGAGGGAGUGUUAAACAUUGAAUUCUGAGUUCAUAGAAAUAAAUUUAGAAAAACUUAGUUCAUAAACCAAGCCAAAAGUCCUCAGGAACAAAUUGAGUUCUCAUGGACGAAAAAGUCAAGGGCAUUAUUGUCAGUUAAACCCAUUUUCAUUAUGCUAAGAAUACCUGUUCUUUUCUUCAGUUGCUUUUCCCUUCAUUCGACACUUUCUCAACUCUCUUUUCAAUCCCUUUGUCAUGUCUCUUUUAUAAAUGUCUUUCAAUUUAUAACAAAGGUGGCUAAACCCAUCAAGAGUGAGAAUUCACUGCUGUCAUUGACCACAAUAAAAUUAUUUUUCAAGAUUUUAGUAGUCAAUGCCUUUAUUAUACUAUGUAGUACCUGAGGAUGCCUAUUCUCCAUUUCCAAGUGGGUUGCACUAGUUUUCUUAGAUUUGAAAUACUUUAUUCACAUCUAGUCAAGAAUCAUAGUUUGUGAGCCCCUACCAAUGUGUUUACUUUUACCAGUCAACCAAUGGAUACAAUUAGUUGAAAACAAGGUAUUUAAUGAAGAAACAUACUAAGAAAAUUAGGAAUAGCAGAUUCUUCUCAUAAACCUAAGACACAUUUUUCCACAAAUAUAUA